CUUUCUCUCCUCGUCUUCGUUACCAAUCGCACGCCCAACCGCCUUCAGUGAUGUCGGCGCAGGCAAGUGGUCAGCAGCGGCACCACUCGCACAGUCAUGCGUCACCAACGGUGCCCGAUCCGCGGCAGAGAGGCAGAGUAGCCUUCACAACUCCAAUCCCAGCCGCCUCCUUUUCGACGUCCCCGACGUCCUCCUCCAUCCCGACCGACUUGGUCCUCGCUCUUCUCCUUACCAAGACGGCAUUAGCAUCAUCAGCCCUCCUCGCACGACACUGGCUGCUCGUACCUCACUCGGAGCGCAUACACUCGCCAUAUUCCCGAGCAACGCCUUCAUCAUCAGGCCAAGAUGAGCAUUCCGUCUCCUCUCUGGCAGUAGCGGCCCUCACACUCUUUCUCGCUGCGGCCGCUCAGUUGGCUUGGUUCAGACCAUGGCAAUGGCUGCCUGCGCUGAGGCGAUCAGACCCGGAACUCAAGGUCGUGCCAAAGAAGCUGGCCAUGCUCGGGCUAGUGUUCUUCGCGCACCUCCUCGUCUGGCUAAUGGCGCUCCGACACCUCGGGGCUCUCACGGUGAUCGUAUUUACGCAGUUCUGCGAAGUUUGGGCAUCGGACCUUGCACGAUCUAUCAAAGCGCGCAGCUACGGAGGCUACACUAUCCUGCUGGCCCUCGCCGGCUCGUUCCUGUACAGUCUCAUUGCUGGCCUGGCUACUCCUGCUGGCUCCUCCUCGGGCGGCUCAAUCGCUCAUGGGCUGGCAGGAGCAGACGACGUCGACCUACCAGCGUCUCUAAAGCACAUGCGCCCAGGUGGACUUGCUUCUCCCUCCUCGCAGCGACUGGCAGCACAGGCUCAGCAGUUGGACGCGGCCAACUUCUCCGCUACAGGCAUCCUCGCGGGCCAUCUCUGGCUGCUGGGUUAUGCGCUGCUCACCUUGCUCAAGCAACGAGCCACAAUCGAGGCGGCAAGGCAUUGUAGCGGCCGCAGGCGAGCGACAGUCCUCGCCGGUAUUCUGGCCGCAGGGAUGGCGGUUCCGCUUUGCCUGUUUGCGAACGUGAUGGGAAUGGCAAAGCUGCCCCCGCUCAAGUCGCUCGCUCCCUCAAGUACUACGACGCACCUCCCUGCCUAUUUGCUGCUGGCAGGCGCCUUCCUUGUCCUCGAACCCUUGCUCUCCGCCACGCUGGAGGGGCAUGCGACCCUGCAGGUGCGCGUGGCCCAGGGAUGGCCAAUGGCUGUGGUGGCCUGCGCGAUCGUAGGCUUCGUAGGCUUCGGCGUGCAUGUGGGAUGGGGGCUCUGCGUCGUCGCCGGUACUGUGGGAUACGGACUGCGCUCUAUCCUCCGCAACUCGCCACACCUCCAGCCAGAGGCCACCACUGCCCCUCCUGCAAAUGGCCAUGCCCACGGGCAUAAGCGCCAACCCUCAGACGGGACUGCCCUCUCUGAGCUCGUCAAGACUACCAAGGACAUCGCCUACUCCACUCGCCGUGUCCUAUCUGCCAUAUUGGCCCACUCCGAUUCGCGCAAGAUCUUCCAAUUCCUCUGCCUCAACCUAGCAUUUAUGGUCGUCCAACUCCUUUGGGGUGUCUGGACCAACUCCCUCGGCCUGGUGAGCGACGCUAUCCACAUGUUUUUCGAUUGUGCCGCGAUCGGCAUGGGCCUGUUCGCCAGCGUCAUGAGCAAUUGGGGUAGGGAUGAGGUGUUCACCUACGGGUAUGGGAGAGUAGAGACGCUGAGUGGGUUCGCGAACGGGGUGUUCCUCGUGCUCAUCAGCGUGUUCAUUGUUUUCGAGGCGGUGCAGCGUAUUGUCGAACCGCCUGUGAUGCACAACACGCGGCAGUUGUUGGUGGUUAGUAGCAUGGGAUUGGGAGUCAAUCUGUUUGGCAUGUUUGCGAUGGGUCAUCAUCACCACGGUCAUAGCCAUGGGCAUGGCCACGACCACCAUCAUCACCACGGGCAUGGACAUAGCCAUGGCCACGAUCACGGACAUGACCACGGGCACGGCCACUCGCACAACAUGAUGGGCGUCUACCUCCACGUCAUGGCCGACACUCUAGGCUCAGUGGGUGUGAUCGUCUCGACUCUCCUCAUCCAAUACUACGGAUGGACAGGCUUCGACCCGAUUGCCUCCCUCUUCAUUGCGGCCUUGAUCGUCGCGUCGGUCAUCCCUCUCCUAGUCGAGUCGGGCCGGGUGCUCUGCCUCGACUUGGGGCAGGAAAGGAUCGACACGAUCCUGGAGGCGUUGGAUGAGGUAGUGGACAAGGUGGAAGGGGUGGAGGGGUACAGCUUCCCGAGGUUUUGGCCAAAAGACUCGGAAAGUGUGGUCGGGUCGAUCAGACUUCAGGUUAGCUUGCGAGGGAGCAAGGCUGCUGCGGGUGGUGGGAUGAGGAACAGGACGGUCUCUUCAGCCUCGACCGUAGGCACUACCACAUCGGAUACGUGGGGUACGAUGGCCUCGAAUGGCUCGUGGCGGACACUGAACGACGCGACAGCGACAGGGGACAGUGACAAAUCAUCCUCCAGCGUUACACCCGAAGCCCUCGCAGCACAAGUAGAAGACCUGCUGCGUGCCAAGAUCCCCGGUCUGGAGUCACUCAGCAUACAACUCGAGGACGCUUUAGCCGCAGCGCCUAACGCGGCGGGCAUCGGUCCUUCAGUAGGAGGAGCACAAGCAUUUGGCGAAUUCUUACAUGGGCAGAGCCCUCCGCGUGAAUCGAUGGGUGGAGGGGGAAUGACCAAGAGUAGUAGCCAGGAUUUGCCAGGCGUGACGCCUAGGAAGAUGAGAUAGGACGGAGGCGACAAGGCGGACGCUUUACCUUCUCUCUUCGAACUACAGCAUACGCUUCAUGAC
Messenger RNA from Jaminaea rosea, 2840 nucleotides. RefSeq names its product cation efflux protein. The record is from RefSeq and is a predicted model, not a curated record. Gene Ontology annotation, molecular function: zinc ion transmembrane transporter activity. Gene Ontology annotation, cellular component: membrane; Golgi apparatus. The annotation marks the transcript as partial. The transcript has a single exon. NCBI's taxonomy places the organism in Eukaryota, Fungi, Basidiomycota, Exobasidiomycetes, Microstromatales. Gene Ontology annotation, biological process: intracellular zinc ion homeostasis; zinc ion transport; transmembrane transport.